This is a messenger RNA of Serpula lacrymans var. lacrymans S7.9, 232 nucleotides long. RefSeq lists its product as uncharacterized. The annotation marks the transcript as partial. Lineage: Eukaryota; Fungi; Basidiomycota; Agaricomycetes; Boletales; Serpulaceae. The record is from RefSeq and is a predicted model, not a curated record. The transcript is spliced from 2 exons.
AUGUUUCGUUGCUGAGCGAAAUGUUUUUUAUUGCUAAGAUACAGCACCGCUAUUGUGGUCGCGACGUGAGGGAUAUACAUCCGUGGACACUUGUUAGCGGUGGGAAAGCUUCCGGUUUCCCAAUGCCAAUCCCGAUGGAUCAAGUCGGCCAAGCUGCGCUUGAUGUUGAAGAUAAACUUCGUGCUAUUUCAGCUAAGUAGAUCCUAUGAAAGAGUAACGCUGAGGACAGUUG